AUGCACGCAGGGCAACCACCACAAAGGCCGCCAAGUCUUGGACCCAAUCCUGCGCUUGGAGGACCUUUCCGCACGCCAUUUCCGCAAUACGGAAUACCGCCACGAAACGUUAUGCCUGGAUAUCCAGCUUUGCCAAAUCAUCGGCCGGCACAGAACGUAGUGCCUCAGCCGUCGCCAAAUUAUAUCCAGCAGCGAGGACAAAGUGGUUUCCCUUUUGUUGGCGGCUUACAGCAACAGCAACAAUCACAACAAACUUCAUCUCAACAUACAUCCCAGACCCCUCUGGCGCAUACAUCGCAUCAGCAGCAGCAACCCCAGAACCAGCAAGCAGCGACGACUCCUGGUCUCCCCCCACAUCUAGCGCAAAAUUCUGUGCCAAGUCUAGGGACGGCCCCUUCAGUGUCGUCUGCCAGCGAAGCUGGCCUUGAUCUCAACGACUUCCCUGCUCUGGGCUCGACGCCAACCAGCAUAACGACGCCGUCAACUACGAAUGCUACGAGCUAUGCGAGCCAGGCAGGUACAGGGGCAGGGACUGUUGGGAACGGGACGUCGAGUAAUCAGAGCGGGCAGAGGGACUUCACAGCGGAUGAUUUUCCUGCACUCGGCGGGUCAACACAAAUCACGCAGCAACAACCCGCGCAAACGCCUCAGAACGCAGAUAGCCAUCCGCCAGGCUUGAACGGCUUCCAGCAGCAGAGUAACGAGCAGCAUCGACAGAACCUGUUGGGAUCGUUGGCAGGGAGCGGGCAGCAGCAACCAGGGGUGCUGAACUUGGGCCAGGCGAGGAGUCCAGGGAGCUUCCAGUCGGAAGCCGAGAAGCGGAAUUACGCGCUUAAGCUCAACAAUCAGAGCAAUCUCGCUUGGACUUCUCCCAACGCGAACCCCAGUCAGCAGCAGGCUAACAGCUUCCCUCCGUCGCAGAACGGCACACGCCCGAAUCACGUACAGUCGACACAGCCACCUGGCGGGCAACCGCAACAGCCACAACAACAACAUAUCUCUGCACUACCAGGUCUCCCACUGCCAGCGUCGUUCUCUCAGCAACAGCCACCACAGCAGCAGCAGGGACAGACACCUGGAGUCCCGCUACAUACGCCCUAUAUAGGAAACGGCACCGUGGCGGGAGAUACACCCCUACACCCCUCGCAGAGUUCGGCACAAGUAUCGGGGACGGCAGUACCACAGACACCGGCGCAGCAGGUGCUCAUGUCGCCGGCAGACAGAUGGGGCCUCCUUGGGCUUCUGGCCAUGAUUAAGAGCGCAGAUCUUGACACGAGUUUGCUCUCGGUGGGAACGGAUUUGGGUACAAUGGGGCUGGACAUGCAGACACCGGGAAGUUUGUACUCAACAUUCAUCACUCCCUGGGCGGACUCAUCAGCAGCACAUACCGUAGAACCCGACUUCCACCUCCCGACGUGCUAUAAUGUGGCCCCGCCUCCCCCUGGUCCAGCCAAGGCGGCCGCGUUCAGCGACGAGACACUCUUCUUCAUGUUCUAUGCAUCGCCAAGAGAUGCCCUCCAGGAGAUCGCUGCACAAGAGCUAUGGAACAGGAAUUGGAGAUACCACAAGGAGCUCCGUCUGUGGAUCACCAAGGAGACCGGUACACCAUCCUCUGCGAAGAUCCCCGGCGGCGAGCAGGGCACGUACUCGUAUUGGGACCCCGAGAACUGGGAGAAGGCCCGCAAGGAGAUGACGGUUGUCUACACCGACCUCGAGGAGAAGAGCACACCCGUGUUCGCGCCUGGCCAGACGCUCCAGCUCGCCCAGUCGCCGUCUGCGCAGACGCAGCAGCACCAGCCGCAGGCCAUGGUCGCGAGCGGUCGCGUCGGCUUCCAGGGCUUGGGCGUGGCGGCGAUGUGA
This is a messenger RNA of Phanerochaete carnosa HHB-10118-sp, 1860 nucleotides long. RefSeq lists its product as uncharacterized. The transcript is spliced from 4 exons. Gene Ontology annotation, cellular component: P-body; CCR4-NOT core complex. The record is from RefSeq and is a predicted model, not a curated record. Lineage: Eukaryota; Fungi; Basidiomycota; Agaricomycetes; Polyporales; Phanerochaetaceae. The coding region runs from base 1 to 1860 and encodes 619 amino acids. Gene Ontology annotation, biological process: regulation of DNA-templated transcription; nuclear-transcribed mRNA poly(A) tail shortening.